Molecule: messenger RNA, 2283 nt
Organism: Penicillium canescens
Lineage: Eukaryota; Fungi; Ascomycota; Eurotiomycetes; Eurotiales; Aspergillaceae
Exons: 5
Coding region: 1-2283 (760 amino acids)
Source: RefSeq, a predicted model, not a curated record
AUGGCGUGGCCUUGCCAUGGUGGGGAAGAUGUCCCUGACAUGCAGGACUUGACACUUCUUCAAAGGUCCUCAAUCUACGAUCUUCUUAAGGGUGCCCAAAUCCCCUUCAUUGCUACCGUGGACGUGGUCAAGCCGUCUCCUUUCGGUGUUGUCCUGGUCUCCAACAUCCCGUACGGUGUCACCCGCGAGGAGGCUACCCACUUCCUAGGAUCUGACUAUCAGUAUCUCGCAAACCACAAUGGUGCCUGUCCCAUCCAUAUCAUGAUGGAGCGUUCCACUGGCAAGACCAUGGAUUGCUACUUUGAAUUUAUCACUCAGGAACUUGCUGAAAGGGUAGCUGCCCGCCUUAGGGUUGCUUAUGAUGCUCGCAGUGCUCCCAAAAUGGGUAGUCGCCACGUCGAGGUUGAGCUCAGCAGCCAGAACGCCCUGCUCAAGGCCUUGUUUCCUCUGGCUAAGUGUGUCACAUGGGAAAAUGGCUCUCCUGUUCUGCUGGAAAAUGUCGAUAAAUGGUCGACCGGUUUUGAUGGCUUCCUCACUGACGAGGAGCUUUUUUGCCUUGGUCGUCAUUCGGACGCACCUCACCGGAGUGCAUUUGCAAGCAAAGUUCCCCAGCGAUGCUAUGAAUCCAUCAUCACCACUAUCUGGAAGUUCCCAUGGUAUGCAACCGGCAUGUACACUAUUCACACUCGCAAUCAGGUCUUUGAUCUCCUAAAGAAGAUGGUCGACAAUCUUCGGAAUCACUUGCAAAGGACCACCCGCACCGUGGGUCUUGACCAACGCCUGCUCCGUGAACUUGCCUGGUGUGGAGUUCUUUGCCCUGGUUUCAACCCACGCCAGAAGUAUUCCAUUGCUUACAAAUCUGGCUUGGACGAAUUCGACAACGUUCUGGAUCACGACUGGUGCCUUUACUUUUCUUUCGACACUUUGAACUACGCGGAUGAUCACCCACUGCAGGUUUAUCAGUCCUAUGCCUUCUUGGUAUCCAAGGGUUCUGUCAGCAGCACCGAGGUGGCAGGCUUGCAUAACCGCCACACACAUCCGAAAACCCGCAGACUGUUUGGAAGGUACUUUUUCCAAUGGGAGGACGAACCUUGCAAGAACAUACUUUUCAAAGAUGCGAUUGACUACGAGAUGUGCAUCCUUCGCCAAUUUAUCAUUACUGGAUUUAGGGACUACCACGAAAUCCCACGUCAUGACAGCGACUAUUCGAUUGGUGCGCCUCCUGAUUCUCCAACAGCCAGCGAAAGAUCCAUUGACAGCCAGCGAACGAUUUCUGCCCUCCCUCCCACUGCCCUGGCUCACCCUGCUUCAGCUAACCGCGAGCUCAUACCCAUCCCUGCUCCAGCUCGUUCUCGGCGUCAACUCUCCCUUGGACAAGCUAUUUUUGAUCAGGGGACCCCAUUUUCUCCUGAACAUACCGUUGAGAGUGGAAACUCGCAGACUCGCUCCCAACGUCAAGCGUCCUCGCCCGAUGCUCGUUUUAGUCUUCAUUUGAUCUCAUCUGGUCACCAGCAGGCCAGCGAGAGUGGAAGCUUGCAGCGUCGCCCUCGACGCCAUAUGUCCUCACCUGAACAGGCCCGUAUCAUUGAUGAAUGGGACCCACCUAUCCCUAAGCAACUCACCGACAGCGAAAGCUCGCAGAUUGAUGACGAUGGUUCUUCUAGUUUGUCUCCACCUUCUACGCCUCGACCGGCUCCCGCUACACUAAACUACACGGAUGCCAAUUUCCGACGACCUACUUCACCCAAGCAGACUCGUUUCACUCGGCAGUCGAUGCGUCUCUCUAAGCAGCUCGACGAUGAGGUGAUCUCUGAUUCCUUUGAUAGCAUGUCCGAGCCUCAUAUGUCCAAGUAUCAAAACCGCGCUGAAUUCGAUCGGGAGUGGCGUUUUCCCUAUGAAAAAGGAGCUCCUAACAUUCCACCACCAAGUGCCAUCCCUAUGCACCGUGCGAUGCAGCGUCCUCAGGGACCUGAGCAGGCUCAGCAAGCUCAGGCCCCGCCAAUUCCUCUCUACCGCACCCCGCAUCACCGUGCAACGAGCUCAACAUACAGUCAGGCCCCAACUUACCAUGUUCCGCAUGCUACCGCACAGAAUAUCCGUUCGCACUCUGACCCCUUUGCUCCUGGUCCCUAUGAGGCAUCUAGCAGCCGUUCUCGAUCUGACAUACCUUCUGAGAUCCCCCUAUCAACACGCCUUUCUUCGAUAGCGUGCGUCAGGGCCAGCGCGAGCGAUACGAGCACCACGAGUAUGGUGCCUGCAACUGAUCGAUAUGGCUUUUCUUGA